AUGGGGACCGCGGUGCUGGCACUGUCCCUGCUGGCCGUGGCUCUCGUGUGCCCAGCCACCGCCACGCUGCGCAUCGGCGCCUUCAACAUCCAGGUGUUUGGUGACAGCAAGAUGUCUGAUGAGGCCGUGGCGGGCGUCAUCAUCAACGUCCUGCGCCGCUACGACGUGGUGCUGGUGCAGGAGGUGCGCGACUCCGACCUCAGCGCCGUCACCGAGCUCAUGGAGCAGCUCAACAGCGUGUCCUCAGCCCCGUACGACUACGAGAUCAGCGGGCCCCUGGGACGGGAGAACUACAAGGAGAUGUACCUCUUCAUCUACAGGACGGACGUGGUGUCGGUGGUGGACACCUACCAGUACGAGGACCCGCAGGACAUCUUCAGCAGGGAGCCCUUCAUCCUGAGGGUCUCAGCGCCCCGCACCAAGGCAGGGGAGUUUGUGAUGGUGCCGCUGCACUCGGCCCCGCACGAUGCUGCCGCCGAGAUCGACGCGCUCUACGACGUCUACCUGGCCGUGCUCAACAAGUGGGGGACCGAUAACAUCGUGUUCCUGGGGGACUUCAACGCCGACUGCGCCUACGUCAAGCCGAGCGACUGGGCCUCCAUCCGCCUGCGCACCAGCGACGUCUUCAAGUGGCUGAUCCCCGACAGCUCCGACACCACCGUGGGCAAGUCGGACUGCGCCUACGACAGGAUCGUGGUGUGCGGUGCCAAGCUGAAGAGGAGCAUUGUGCCCAACUCGGCCACAGUUUACAAUUUCCAGCGUGCUUUCCAGCUGGAGCAGGAGGAGGCCCUGGCAGUCAGCGACCACUACCCCGUUGAGGUGAAGCUGAUGGCUUGA
This is a messenger RNA of Anas platyrhynchos (mallard), 837 nucleotides long. Its product is annotated as deoxyribonuclease 1 like 2. Gene Ontology annotation, molecular function: deoxyribonuclease I activity; DNA binding. Lineage: Eukaryota; Metazoa; Chordata; Aves; Anseriformes; Anatidae. Gene Ontology annotation, cellular component: nucleus. Gene Ontology annotation, biological process: DNA catabolic process. The record is from RefSeq and is a predicted model, not a curated record.